AGUUCAUUUUGGUCAUGGUAUUAAGAAAUGGAAUCCUAAAAUGGCCCCUUACAUUUCGGCAAAGCGUAAAGGUACUCAUAUUAUAAAUCUCGCUAGAACGGCUCGUUUUUUAUCAGAAGCUUGUGAUUUAGUUUUUGAUGCAGCAAGUCAGGGAAAAAGUUUCUUAAUUGUUGGUACCAAAAAAAGAGCAACAGAUUUAGUAGCAUCAGCUGCAAUAAGGGCUCGUUGUCAUUAUGUUAAUAAAAAGUGGUUCAGUGGUAUGUUAACGAAUUGGUCGAUUACGAAAACUAGACUUUCUCAAUUUAGAGACUUAAGAGCAGAAGAAAAAAUGGGAAAAUUCCACCAUCUCCCAAAAAGAGAUGUGGCAAUCUUGAAGAGAAAAUUAUCUACUUUGCAAAGGUAUCUCGGCGGGAUCAAAUAUAUGACGAGAUUGCCAGACAUUGUGAUCGUCCUUGAUCAGCAAAAAGAGUAUAUAGCUCUUCGGGAAUGUGCCAUUUUGGGGAUUCCUACUAUUUCUUUAGUCGAUACAAAUUGUGACCCGGAUCUCGCGAAUAUAUCGAUUCCAGCCAACGAUGACACUAUGACUUCAAUUCGAUUGAUUCUUAACAAAUUAGUAUUUUCAAUUUGUGAGGGCCGUUCUCUCUAUAUAAGAAAUCGUUGAUUAAGAAUAUAUAGUGAAUUCUUGGGCAACUGCGUAAAUUUAUGGAAUCACUUACUUUACUAUAUCUUUUUUUUUGCAUAGAAUUUUUUUUGCAUAGAAAAAAGAAGGGGAAUAUUGAUAUAUAUUAGAGGGUAUUGAUAUAUAUUAUGAUCUGAUGUGCUUUCUUGGUAUCCUAAAUAUAAGAUUAAUACUUCAAGUUGCUGAGUUGAGAAAGAGAUGGUUGAAUCAAAAGAAUUCCUUUUUUGAAGUUCAAUUUUUAUCAGAGGACAAUAUGAAUAUUAUACCUUGUUCCAUUAAAACACUCAAGGGGUUAUACGAUAUAUCGGGUGUAGAAGUAGGCCAACACUUCUAUUGGCAAAUAGGAGGUUUCCAAAUUCAUGCCCAAGUACUCAUCACUUCUUGGGUCGUAAUUACUAUCUUGCUAGGUUCAGUUGUCAUAGCUGUUCGGAAUCCACAAACCAUCCCGACCGACGGUCAGAAUUUUUUUGAAUAUGUCCUUGAGUUUAUUCGAGACUUGAGCAAAACUCAGAUUGGAGAAGAAUAUGGUCCCUGGGUUCCCUUUAUUGGAACUAUGUUCCUUUUUAUUUUUGUUUCGAAUUGGUCGGGUGCUCUUUUACCUUGGAAAAUUAUAGAGUUACCCCAUGGGGAAUUAGCAGCGCCCACGAAUGAUAUAAAUACUACUGUUGCUUUAGCUUUACUCACGUCAGCGGCAUAUUUUUAUGCUGGUCUUAGCAAAAAAGGAUUGAGCUAUUUCGAGAAAUAUAUUAAACCAACUCCAAUCCUUUUACCAAUUAACAUCCUAGAAGAUUUCACAAAACCAUUAUCGCUUAGCUUUCGACUUUUCGGGAAUAUAUUGGCGGAUGAAUUAGUCGUUGUUGUUCUUGUUUCUUUAGUCCCCUUAGUAAUCCCUAUACCGGUCAUGUUUCUUGGAUUAUUUACAAGCGGUAUUCAAGCUCUUAUUUUUGCAACAUUAGCCGCAGCCUAUAUAGGUGAAUCCAUGGAGGGUCAUCAUUGAAUUGACUCUUUUUGGAAAUAGUAUUUUUUUUUUUUGCAGCUUAGCUCAAUUCAUGCAUGGUUCCAGAUAAUCUGCUUGGUUGCAAAAAAAUAGUUAGAAAUGCGUAUGAAUAUAUAGCCUAGAGUUGUAGGAGAGAGAAUAGAAUAGACUAUAUUAUGGAAUUUUCAAAGUAUAUAUGCAUUAAGGAGGGUGGAGUCAGGCUAGAUCUAUACUAUAAUAUCCUUAAUGUCUAUAAGUGGAGUCCUCUUUUAUGCAGGUUUCCACUUUAAGCAAUGAUUUUAGAAUCCGAUUCAAUAGAAAAUGAGAAAAUAUGCAAACAAAAUAGAAGAAACAAAUGUAUAUAUAUAGGAUAUUAUAUUAUAUAUUCCUAGGUUAGAUUCAUUAUCUAAUCCGAUAUAUGGAUAUGGAAUUCCCUUCUAUGUAGUUCGGACAAUUCACAUUAUCAUUUCAAUUUGAUUUCAAUUUGUACUUUUUAGUUACUUUACUUCUCCCCAAUAGAGCUUAGAAGUAAGAAUUUAUUGGUUGAUUGUAUCCUUAACCAUUUCUUUUUUUUGACACGAGGAAC
Messenger RNA from Triticum urartu, 2241 nucleotides. NCBI's taxonomy places the organism in Eukaryota, Viridiplantae, Streptophyta, Magnoliopsida, Poales, Poaceae. The record is from RefSeq and is a predicted model, not a curated record.